Molecule: messenger RNA, 777 nt
Organism: Scleropages formosus (Asian bonytongue)
Lineage: Eukaryota; Metazoa; Chordata; Actinopteri; Osteoglossiformes; Osteoglossidae
Gene: chchd10
Product: coiled-coil-helix-coiled-coil-helix domain containing 10
Exons: 4
Coding region: 158-589 (143 amino acids)
Biological process (GO): mitochondrion organization
Cellular component (GO): nucleus; mitochondrion
Source: RefSeq, a predicted model, not a curated record
GCGUAUCUCGUGCACAAGGUCACCGGGAGCUCGUGCGCUGGGGGCUGUCAGCGCUGGGACAGUACGACGGUGCGCGCGCGCAGCGCGAGGACCCAGUUCGUUCUGCUCGCGAGAAGCUUCCCGAACGGAUUCAUAGCGAACCUCCAGCCCGUGGAAAAUGGCCAGAGGGAGUCGCAGUCGCCCGGCACCACCGGCCAGCCACCCAGCAGCCUCUCACCCCCCUGCCCCAGCCCACCCACCCCCUGCUGCCUUGGCCCCCAGCCCUGCUGAGCCCAAGCAGCCGGGCCUCAUGGCGCAGAUGGCGACCACGGCGGCGGGAGUGGCCGUCGGCUCGGCCGUGGGGCACGUGGUGGGUAGCGCCAUCACCGGAGCCUUCAGCGGGGGCGGCAGUGCUCCGGAACCCGUGAAGCCCGCAGCCCCUGCGCAGGAGACCCCCCUCGCAGACCCGUCCGCACCGGGACCCUGUCGCUUCGAGGUGCGGCAGUUCCUGGACUGCGCCACUACUCAGAGCGACCUGACGUUGUGCGAAGGCUUCAGUGAGGCACUCAAGCAGUGCAAGUAUUCCCAUGGUGUGACGUCACUGGUCUGAUGCUGCGGAUCCACAGAAGAGAAUAACUGAACUCGGCGAGACACUAGAGACGAGGCUUUAGCCACACAUUUAACCCUUUAUUUGUUGUCACCACUGACCACUGCUUUCUCUUUUCUGACUGGACAGGAGGUCAUAUUUUAGAAUUUAUAAUAUUGUACUUGAGUGUAAAAUAAAAACUAUUUAAUUCA